This is a messenger RNA of Trichoplax adhaerens, 591 nucleotides long. RefSeq lists its product as uncharacterized. The record is from RefSeq and is a predicted model, not a curated record. The annotation marks the transcript as partial. NCBI's taxonomy places the organism in Eukaryota, Metazoa, Placozoa, Uniplacotomia, Trichoplacea, Trichoplacidae. The transcript is spliced from 7 exons.
GAUGGCACGCAAAUUGCUCUAGUAGAUGGAUGCUACUCUUACUUUCAUUAUAUGCAGGAUAAUAUCAAUGAUGAUCAAUGGGGGUGUGCCUAUCGUUCAUUUCAAACCCUCUAUUCUUGGUUUAGAUACCAAGGUUAUACAGAUAAGGCAACACCAAUGCAUAAGGAUAUCCAGCAAGCUUUAUGUGAUGUUGGUGAUAAGCCGUCAACUUUUGUUGGAUCUAAAAAGUGGAUAGGCUCGUACGAAGUUAGCAUCUGCUUAGACCAUUUCUUAAAUGUUUCAAGUAGAAUUGUAUGCGUUAGUUCUGGAGCAGAACUACCGCAGAAAGCUCGAGAACUCGUCAGUCAUUUUCAAAGUGAAGGUACUCCAAUCAUGAUAGGUGGCGGUGUUUUAGCACAUACAAUUUUAGGAAUUUCCUUUAAUGAAAUUACAGGAGAAGUGAAAUUUCUUAUAUUGGAUCCGCACUACACUGGAAGAGAUGAUUUAAAAACCAUACAUUCCAAGGGAUGGUGUGGAUGGAAAGGACCGAACUUUUGGGAUCAACGAGCAAACUACAACCUUUGUCUUCCAAUGACACCAUCAAUGGUUUAG